Messenger RNA from Owenia fusiformis, 3952 nucleotides. NCBI's taxonomy places the organism in Eukaryota, Metazoa, Annelida, Polychaeta, Sabellida, Oweniidae. The record is from the annotation of a GenBank genome assembly.
AUGUGGGAUGGUUUAUAUAAAGGCCUGAUAUCAUACCGAAUACAAUCAAUUUCCUGCAAUCUCAAUUCAAGUCUUUUCACAAGUUUUAUCGUUAAAACCACUUGGCUUAACAAAAGAAAACCAUGAGCAAUUGCAGCUAAGUUCUUGAAUAAAUAAACGGGCAAGAGAGGGAAGAAUCCAAAGAAUGAACGUACGAGAAGUCAGAAUCUAACAGUGAACCAUGGAAAUGAGGCAGAAUAAAUUCACAAAAGAAGAAGCCACAAAACAUUAAAUCCUAUAAAAAUGUUAAAUGAGAUAAUAAUAGCCCGGGGCUUAAGCGGAACACACGAAUGACGAGGAUUUGGUUUUCGAGACGAUUAAUAAAAAAUACGAAGCCAAAAAUAUGCUGUUUAAAAGUUGACGUUUUGACAUACAGUUUUCUAGUGGAUUCAUGUGAAUGCAUUUCAAGUAGGGGGACUGAAGUCGUUUGCUUAGGUCCACUAUCAAAACUUAGGAGCACAAUAUUAGAAUUUAUUUAACUCGAGUAAAUACAAGUAAAUAGCAUCCACUACGGAUAUACAAUAACACUUCAAAAUACUCAGAAAUAACUUUAUCCAGUCUGAAACUUUCGGGAAACAUUCAAACAGAACGUCAAAAGAAAAACAGGACGCAAAUUCAAUUGAGGCCUACGAGUUACUCAACACGAAACUACUUCAAACAUUCAUGUAAAAUUAGUUUAGGAGUUGACGCACUUUGCCAAAUAUUCAUUUGAAAAUGAAAUCGAAGAUGUUUUACAGGCGACUUUUAACUCUCUUUUUUCUGGAUAUUGGAGUGUCCGGAUUUGGACUCCUUCCAUUACAGGGCGAAGAUGAUGGCGAAUUCAACAAGAAAACUCCAGGUUGCAAACUUGGUCCCGUCUUCCACGAACUAGGAGAGACAUGGCAUCCAACAUUGGAACCACAAGGGGAGAUGUUUUGUGUUCUCUGCAAAUGUAUGCCGGUCGAGAAGAAAAAUAUUUUACAACGCAAGGGAAAGGUGAUAUGCAAAAAUAUAAAGGACGAAUGCUCAGUACCCAAGUGUGACACUCCAGAGCUAUUGCCGGGACAGUGCUGCAAAACCUGCCCCCAGAAAGGAUUUUCGGAAGAAACCACGAGUGUAUCUGUCGAUGGCGUAUAUGACUAUACGACCGAGGUGAACGACGGGAAGGAAAUGCUACAUGAUUACCAUAGAACCGAGUACAUGGCACUUCUGUUGGGCAAAACUAUGAAGUCGCCCACAAGGACUAAAGGGUCAGCCCGAGGAGCGUUUACGCUCUUCAAAAGUAAUUUACACUUUACAUUCUACGCCAAUGUUAACAAAAUAACCCGGAUAGAAUUUGUUGACUUCAACGACAAUGUCCUGUACGAGCAUGUGGUCAAACCAACUAAGGAAAAAGAUAAUAAGAUCUGUGGAGUUUGGAAUAAUUUGCCAACUAUAUAUCAGCGGUUCUUGAAUAAUCAACGCAUGCGCGUGAGAAUUGUUACGAAAAAACAUGAAGCUGGUGAACUUGGAGGCGAAAUAAUAAAACACAGAGCUCUGGAAGAUGAGACGUUAAGCGCCGUGUUGUCCUCAGAUGUGGGUGACGGAAGUGGUGCGUUGGUCAUGAUGACUGUUGGAGGAGAUGGAAGUCUCAGUUUUAUUGUAAGACACAACGGACUGUUGGAUAAAGAAGCAGAUGCAAAAACCAUAGUUUCAGUAUACUUUAUGAAGAAUUCGGAGGUUUUACAGAGGAUAAAUGUUAUCGUAUCAAGACAUGAUGCUGAGUUCGCCGAGCUUUGGUCGAAGCUACAGAAACAAGAAUUCAAGCAAUUGGCGAGAGGGAAGAUAACAAUUCUCAUUAGAACUGAAUCUGGCAAACAAAUGAAAGGAAAGAUAACACCUAAAAUUACAUGCAAUGCUCUUCAAGCUGUUCUAUCCGGGUAUGAUGCUCUGCAACAAACAGAAACUGGAGCAGGUGGAUCUGCUAUCUUUAUACUCAAGAGCAAUGGAUAUAUCACUUACCAGAUCAAAGUGGAGGGCUUGAAGAGUAAGUUAACAGAGCUUUCAAUCGAGGGUGCACCGAACAAACGUGACAGAAGACGAAGAGUUGCCAAAUUAACCAAGAAAUUCAAACAACAUUCGAAAACAGAUUAUGGUGGUAUGGCUAGAGGAAUACUGAAGAAGUUAAAUGGUCGACAGAUCCACCUCCUUCUUACAAAUGGUCUAUUUGUAAACAUCAAGACGUCCAAACACAAAGUCAGUGAGUUAAGGGGUCAGAUAACUCAAACACUCUUUGAUGACAAAAUCUCAAUGGAUAUAGUAGACCCUGUUAUACUGAAUGGAGCUUCAUUGGAUCCCAAAGUGCCAACCCCUGCUGCGGGGCAUGCUUGGGUAACCAUUGACUCCCGCUGUAACCUACGCUAUAGUGUCAUUGUGCAGGGCUUGAGCCACGAGAAACUGAGUCCCCAUCUGCAUGGAAUUGUUGAGAUUGGUGCCACCACUGGUGAUAUACUUCCUACUCAACUAAAGGGAUUUGUUGGAAAUAUGGCACAGGGGUACGUGAAUGAUUUAUCAACCUCUAUGAUGAGGACACUAGAUGGUCAUAAUGCAUUCAUCCAAGUGAAGACAAAUGCCUAUCUUGGUGGAGAACUAAGGGCUAAGAUUCACAUCCCAAAUGACUGUGAAGGAGUCAGUGAUCGUGAAAUCAUGAAUGAUAAACAUGAGAAUGCAAUCCUGCCAUCUUUAGAUGUGUCGGGGAAGUAUGGUUGUAAUGAUGGGGACAGCUGGCUACCCGACGAGUCAGACCCAUGCACGACAUGCAGCUGCAAGAGAGGCAAGAUGAAAUGCCAUCAAGCUAUCUGUCCCAAGAUGGACUGUGAAGAUCCUAUUACUAUAGAAGGAGAGUGUUGUCCACAGUGUAUAGAGCAAAGUAGCUUGAGUUCUGAAACCUGUUAUUUUAAUGGUGACCAGAGGAGACACCGAGUUGGAACAAUAUGGCACCCUUAUGUCCCACCAUUUGGCUAUGUGAAAUGUGCCCUGUGCUCAUGUGUGCCGGGCGCCGAUGAGGUGAAUUGUACCCAGAAUUCUUGUCCCCCUCUCAACUGUCCUGAUUCCGAGGCGAUCCGUUUGAAUGAGUCUGAUUGCUGUAAGAUAUGCCCAGCCAAGCCACCAAACUCUGUUGUUGCCGACACAAUUGAUGUAUUCCGCAACGACUACAGAGCCGAUGAUGCCGCCAAGGCACAGAUUGAAUCGGAGGAUUCAAACCCCGGUAGUUGCAAAUGGAAGGGAGAUUUAUACAAUAAUGGUGACUCCUGGCAUCCAAACGUAUCUUCAGUUGGCAGGAUAAAAUGCAUCACGUGUACCUGCAAAGACAGCGUAAGCCAAUGCAAAAGAACAAAUUGUCCAAAACUACGGAAUUGUCGUAGAAUUAAACGCAAGACAGAUUCUUGUUGUCCCGUAUGUGCAGACAAUAAACGAGGAAAAGUGAAAUCAUCACGAACUGGAAAACGCACAAAAAGAAGAAGGAAUAAGAACAAACAGUAGCCAAACAAUCUAUGUAGUAAAAUUAGUAUGGACUCUCUCAAAAUCUUUCCUCAAAUUUUACAAAAACAAGUGUCAAAAUGAUGUUUGAGGUUAGAGGAUUUUUAACUUUCAGAUGUUGAAACUAUAACAUGAUAGAUAAUGGAUGGUGCCCUUUCAUAUAAUAUAUACACAUAUGACUAUAGCCUUUGGAGGCGAAGCUUUAUCAGUGAAGAUGUGUGUCUGCCUAAAUACUGAAAAUUGUAAAUAUUGUAAAUUGUACAUGUUGUAAAUUUUACAUGUUGUAUAUUGUACAUGUUGUAAAGAUGAUGACUGAUGACAAAUAUGCUUGUUGAAACACUGUGUAGACAAGUAGUUCUAUAGAUCUGAUAUGUAUAAAUAUGGAAAUAAAUGAAUUCUAAUCGUUUAAAUUAUU